Messenger RNA from Lactuca saligna, 468 nucleotides. The record is from the annotation of a GenBank genome assembly. NCBI's taxonomy places the organism in Eukaryota, Viridiplantae, Streptophyta, Magnoliopsida, Asterales, Asteraceae.
AUGAUAUCCGCCCGGAUACUUGCUGUUAUGCAUAGGAGCUCAUUGGAAUCUUUGGAUGAUUUAGGGACGAAAGCCGACAUUAAAGUUGGAAAGUUAAACAAGAUCAUUUCAAAAUCAAUUGAAGAAAUUUGUAAGGAGGCAGCGGGCAAAGAUCUUGCAAUGGAAUUGGAAUCAGAUACAGAACACAACCACAACAUGAUGAUCGAUCACAAGAUUCCAACACAUAACAUGCAAAUUGAUCCAUCAAGAUCUUGUUUUCCAUGUUGCAUUGUAUGGACACCUCUUCCUGUUGUUUCAUGGCUUCUUCUUUUUGUUGGUCAUAUUGGUAUAGGCAAAGAAGAUGGAGUCAUUCUAGACUUUGCAGGACCUAACUUUGUGUGUGUAGAUAACUUCACUUUUGGAGCUGUUACUCGUUACAUUCAAAUAAGUAAAGAUAAGGUGCUUGAUAUGCCUGCUUAUGAGGCUUGA